This is a messenger RNA of Epinephelus lanceolatus (giant grouper), 4767 nucleotides long. Lineage: Eukaryota; Metazoa; Chordata; Actinopteri; Perciformes; Serranidae. The record is from RefSeq and is a predicted model, not a curated record.
UCUGAGGUGAGUUUAGAAAUUAAUUUGUUGCACACACCCAUGUUGUGCACAGCCUAUUUCCUUUACAGAAUCUCACUACACAGCACAUAUAUGACUCAACCCCGCAGCACAGCCUCUUCAUGUGCAGCCCGAUGGAAAAUGUGGCUUGUCAAGGUCCUCGGUGUCAUAUAUUUGACCGCUGUUUGUGCCGCUCAGGAUCAAGAAGAUGCCACCACUGUGGCCAGAGAAUUUGCUCCAACUGAUCCUACUCCAAUGACAAUGAGUAUUGGAACUGUCUAUGUGCCUCCUGAACCAUCUGUGCAACUACUGUCAGGAUGGACGGAGGUGUUCCUCUCAGAGAAAGUGGAGUUCAGUUGUAAUGUCGAUGGCAGCUCUGACUGGACCUUCACCUGGUACAGAGAUGAACAGCAAGUACAAGAUUCAGAUCCAAAUGUGUCUAUCGAGGGAUCCAAGCUUACAAUCACUGCAGCAUCAGACGCACAAUCUGGAAGUUAUUCUUGUAAAGGUCAUCACAAAACAAAGAGCGGCGUUAUUACUGGAACUGCUAUCCCAAUCAAGCUCAAAGUUCAUGCAAACAAGCCCAAGCCCAGUUUGACUCAAGAUUCAAACACUGAAAAGAUGUUCCUCGGAGAGUCUGUCACCUUCACAUGCAAGGUCACCGAGUCCUCUGGAUGGAAUUAUCUGUGGUACCAUAAUGGAAAUGAAAUUCAAGCCGCUGAUAGUACGGCUCAUACCAUAGGGUCUAUAGAUCAUCCUGACAGUGGACGAUACCACUGCAAAGCCAAGAGAGGCAAAGACCAGUUCUUUACAGAGGAGAGUGACACAAAAACUCUGCAGGUCUUUGACCAGCCUAGACCUUCUGUGAAAAUGGUGAGUCCCUGGCUGGAGGUGUUUGAAAAUGAGACGCUGGCUUUUAGCUGUGAAGUUGACAUCAACGAUGAUUGGACAUACACCUGGUACAAAAAUAAAGAAGUGGUACUGGAAGACAUGAACACUGACAAAGUGGACUCAUAUCUCAACAUCACUGGGAUAACUCGAGCUUCUCAAGGAGACUAUACCUGUGGUGUUCAAGUCGGUACCAGGAGACGCAGCUCUGGAAUCAGCAACGCAACUCACAUCACUGUUUAUGAAAACACACCAAAACCAACAUUGACCAAGGUUCCUGCUUUUAACCCUAUGUACGUUGGAGAAACUGUGACCUUCACAUGCAAAGUCGAUGUGUCCUCUGGCUGGAAGUAUCAGUGGUACAGAGAUAGACGUGUGCUUAAACACACCAGCGAGACCAUCAGCAUUCGUCUUGGUCUUUCUGAUCAGGGGAAAUACCUGUGCACAGCCACCAGAGAUGAAAUGACAUCAACAGACUUCAGUGAGGAAAUACCACAAGAUGUUCUUGAAAUUCCCCUUCCGUCUUUGAAGCUGGAAACAAAGUGGUCGGACGUGUUCCCUGAUGAGAGUGUGAAGUUGAACUGUGGGAUGAACAGCAUCUCUGACUGGACUUACACGUGGGAAAAAGGUGGACAGCAGGUCCAGGCUGAUGGUGUUGUGUCUUUUAACUCAAAUGGAGCUACCCUUGACAUCAGAUCUGCUGCAGCUACACACGCAGGAGAAUAUCACUGUAAGGGACACCUGAUGGGAAGGUCUGUCAAAGGCAACUCGAGUUCUGGACUUACCCUCUCGGUGUAUGAUAAGAAACCCAGACUCGUACUGACGCAGGAUCCAGACUACAAGGUGAUGUUCCCCGGAGAGUCAGUCUCCUUUACCUGUCACAUUAAUGUCUCCAGUGGAUGGGAGUACCUGUGGUUCAAAGACGGCUCUCUACUUACUGUACCUGGAAACAAGUACUCCAUCAGCUCUGUUGGAUCAACAAAUAGUGGUUUAUAUACAUGUCAAGUAAAAAGAGGCACUGAUCGAGUCUUCUUCACUGAAGGCAUUCAGCCUAUACGCCUUCAAGUUGAAGGGAACAAGCCCAAGCCUUCGAUGACUCAGUCGCCAAAUGCUGACAAGGUGUUCACUGGAGAGUUGGUGUCCUUCGAAUGUAAGGUCGCACUCUCGUCUGGUUGGAAGUAUCUCUGGUACAAAGACGAAGCACAACUCUCUAUGAACAGCAGUAUUUUUACCAUCCGUGAUGCCAUUGUAUCAAACAGUGGGACUUAUAAGUGCGUGGCCCUGAGAGACAAAACAACGUACAGUACAGAGUUCAGUGAUACUCGGGCUUUGCGCGUAUCUGAAAUUCCUGUUCCAAUCUUGAAGCUGGAAACGCCAUGGUCAGAUGUGUUCCCCACUGAGAGUGUGAAGUUGAGCUGUGACAUGGACCGCACCUCCGACUGGAAGUACACAUGGUCCAAAGAUGGACGGCAAGUCCAGGCUGAAAAUAGUGUGUUUUUUAAGUCGGAUGGAGCCAUUCUUUCCAUCGAUUCUGCUUCAUCCUCACACCAUGGACGAUACAAGUGUUUAGGAGAGCUCAAGAGCCGGCCUGUCAAGAGCAUUUUCAGUUCUGAGCAAACUCUUGAUGUUUAUGAUACAAAACCCAGAGUCACACUGAUGCAGAAUCCCACACACGAUGUGAUGCAUAGUGGAGAUUCAGUCUCCUUCAGCUGUCACACUAAUGUCUCUUCUGGAUGGGAAUACCUGUGGUACAAAGAUGGCACUCAAAUCACUGAAUCUGGAAACAAUUACACAAUCACGCCUGUUGCAACAUCCAACACUGGAUCAUAUCAAUGCCUAGUUAGAAGAAUAGGAAGUUCAGUCUUCCUCUCAGACAAGAGUCAAGCUGCAAGGCUUGAGGUUAAGGAGCGCCCACAGGCUGAUAUCGUCCUGUUGACUGGCUGGUCCGAGGUCUUCUCCACUGACAGCUUGGUGCUCAGAUGUGGGGUGCAGGAAAAUCCGGACAUGUGGAACUAUACGUGGUUUAAAGAGGGCCAACGAAUCAAUCAGCCACUCACUGAAAAACAUACAGUCACACCCCAGAAUGACCCUGAGCAGAGCCUGUACACCUGCCAGGGCGUUAGCAACGGCAGACCAUCAUAUUCAAAAAUCAGUGAAUCUUUCAAGACCAAGAAUCUUCUUUUGAAGAGGAGAGUGCUUCUUUCCAUCUCUGGCUGUAUCUUUUUUGGCAUCAUCGCUGUCUUCAUUGGAUGCAUUUUCCUCAGAAUCUUCCACAAACCAGCUGAUGAUGAUGAGAAGCCAGAAGACACAGAGCUGUUUCCUACCAUGGCUCAGCUAAAGGACCGUGAUGAUGCAGCCUGUCCACUGGUUAAGUACAUUACUGAUGCAGAACUGAGAGCUUCACCUAAAGAAGCAGAAGAGAACGGCACGAUUUGCAGUGAAACAACACCCUUACCAAUAACUUCACAGGAAGACCAAGGUAAUGAAGUUAUACUCCAAAUGCACUUUUCCAGUGAAAUAUUUCCUCUUUUUCGCCCAUUUUCUGUGCUGGCUUCUUUAUAACUGAGACACAAAGUAUUUCUAAUCCAUAUUUCGACAUCCUUUCUAGCUGUGACGAGUGAGAACCAUGACACAACAGAAAACAACAGUGGACUGGUUUCCUUUAAACAAUGAGUCAGUGAAGCUCUCAUUGCAUCACUUUGGCAAAUAAUUACAAGUCUGUAAACUUUUAAGGCUUUUUUUUAAGAUUUUUUUUUUUUUUUUGUCUUUAUUAGGACAGUCUAAGCAUGAAGCGGGGAAGGGAGAGAGGGGAUGACAUGUAGCAAAGGGCAGCAGGCUGGCAUUGAACCUAUGGCUGCUAAAGAAAGGACAUUGCCUUUGUAUAUGGGACACCUGCUCUAGCAACUCAACCACUGGGUGACACAGCCCUGUGAGGCUUUGAUGGGUUACAAUUUUUUUUUGAUGUAUUAAAACUAGAGAGACAUUCUCGCUGUUUAUAGGCUACAAGCGGCAUAUAAAAUUUAAAGUUUUGACUUGUCUGCAGUACUGGAUAAAAGUCGAGUAAAUGAAUUAGGAGUCGUCCUCCGGGCACUGUAAAUAUUGGUACCAAAUUUAAUGGAAAUUAAAAUAGUUAACGAUAUAUUGCACCCUGGAACAACAGGCUGCCAUUUAAUGUGUACAGAUUUGUUUUGCACUGAACAUGACCUGGUGGCACAGUACUGUUGAGAACUUUACAUAGUUUAAUCCAUGUCACUGCACUGAUGAACUGUUAAAGGCACUGUUUACAUUAUGUGAUAUGCAUCAAUCAUAUACAUUGUUGGCUUUCAUUGUUAGCAGUUAUGUGUACUGUACAUAUGUGUUGACCUGCAGGAGAAUAUAUCAGUCCUCCUUUGGUUGGUUUUUUACUUGUUGUAGCAAACACCUAGGGCCAGAUGUAUAAACUGUGUAUGCCCAAAAACAUUUCACUGGUCAUGUUAUUAAUGUGCGGGCUACACCUCGUUGUGUGAAAUGUCAAUUUUCAAAUGAUUUAUGAGUGGUAAAUCUUUCUUUUUUACUUUUCAUCCUCAACUGUAAAGCACUUUAAGAAGUCUGUUUCAAUAUGAGCGCUAUAAAUGAACCUUUCUGAUGUUUAAUAACGAUGAUUGAGACAUAACCUUGAAGAUGGUUUACAGGUACAUGUGAGGAAUUAGUGGUACGGGCGCUAUAAAUGGCCGCAGUUGUGCAUCUGGCCCCAGAUCUGAGUAAAUAUAAGUUAGUCUACACCACAGCUUAUUUAAUAUUAAAUGUUACAGCAGUUUAUGUUAUUGCUGUCUUCCUCUCAACUGCCAAUCAAGCAAUUUGGGUCUCCCGAUGAAAUUAUCAAAAUAAAAAAUACAAAAUGUC